CUGCAUCAAAAAAAUGCAGCGCCGAUGUCUGAAAUACAAUGGUCAGAAAACUGGAUAAGAUUGGAUCAGUUUAUUAAUUUAUCGUAGUUUUUAUCGUCUUGAGUACAGUCUGAAAAUUGUGACUUCCUCGUAAUAUCAGCGAAUAUGACGGUUUUACCCCCCUCUUCACUUAAUGGAGUUUUCCAUCAUGGACGCCAUUCGCUGACGUUUCUGCUCCCAUAGUCAGGUCCCCGGCAUCAUGAGUGAGCUGAAGGACUGCCCCCCUUUGAAGUACUGCGACUUCAAGCCUGUGGAGCACGUCAAGGUGUGUCCUCGCUACACGGCCGUGCUGGGACGCUCGGAGGACGAUGGGAUCGGCAUCGAAGAGCUGGACACUUUGCAGCUGGAGCUGGAGACCCUCCUGUCCACGGCCAACCGUCGCCUCAGAGCUCUGGAGGAGCAGAGACAGAUCCUCACAGACUGGCAGGACAAGAAAGGAGACAAGCGCUUUCUAAAGAUGGGAAAAGACCCCGACCCUGCCGCGUCAGCACGCCACAAGCCAAAGAAGCAGAAGUUAGACGGCAAAAGUAGUCACGGCCCAGGGCCAGGUCCCGGGAGACCAAAAUCCAAAAACCUGCAACCCAAAGGCCAAGAAUAUGAAUUUCCGGAUGAUCCUCAAGACAUUCCUCGCACUCCGAAGAACGACGUGCCCAACAGAUUUUGGGCCUCGGUUGAGCCGUACUGCGCCGACAUCACAAACGAGGAGAUCCGGUUGCUCGAGGAGCUUCUGAAACCGCCGGACGACGAAGCCGAGUACUUUAAAAUUCCGGCGUUGGGGAAACACUACUCGCAGCGCUGGGCUCAGGAGGAUCUGCUGGAGGAGCAGAAAGAAGGAGCACGGGCCAACGACAAGAAGAAGAGUCUCUUGGGCGGCCCGCUGUCUGAGCUCGAUGCAAAAGAUGUGGACUCUUUGCUGAAGAAGUCGGAUUCGCAGCACGAGUCGCCGGACGACGGCUGUCCCUUCGGCCCGCUCACUCAGCGUCUCCUCCAGGCUCUCGUGGAGGAGAAUAUUAUAUCCCCCAUGGAGGAUUCUCCGAUACCGGACAUUUCGGGGAAGGACGGCAACGACGGAGCCGGGACGUCUCCUCGAAGCCAAGGCAAAUCUUUCAGCGCCCCUCACACGCGUUCCCUGGAGGCUCGGAUCAAGGAGGAGCUGAUUGCCCAGGGACUCCUGGACUCCGAGGAGCGACCCGGUCCGGGCGGAGACUGCGAGGACGAGGUGCUGGUGGAGCUCCAGAAGAGGCAGGCGGAGCUCAAAGCGCUGAUUGCUCACAACAAAAGCCGCAAGCAGGAGCUGCUCAGGUUGGCGAAAGAGGAGAUGCGCAAGCAGGAGCUGAGGCAGAGAGUCAGGGUGUCCGACAACGAGGUGAUGGAGGCAUUUCGCCGAAUCAUGGCAGCCAGACAGAAGAAGCGCACUCCCACCAAGAAGGAGAAAGACCAGGCGUGGAAAGCUCUGAAGGAGCGGGAAAGCAUCCUCAAGUUGCUGGAUGGCUGAACGAACCGAAGAAAGACGGAUGUUAAAAAGUGCGUCAGGAAGAAUUUUGGACUAUACUCGCACACCGCUACAAGUUCAAAAGAUGGAGCUCCCUACAGGUGGCAUUUUUGGGGGUUGUCUCACUCUUUCUCAGCGGUUUGUAUCCACCACACCGCCAUCUUGUUUUGUUCCAGUUGUCGGGAUGAUUUUUCUAUGGCCUCUUAUCGGUGUUUGUAUCGAUGACGACCAAUUAAAAGCUGUUGUUGUAAUGAAA
Molecule: messenger RNA, 1787 nt
Organism: Hippocampus zosterae (dwarf seahorse)
Lineage: Eukaryota; Metazoa; Chordata; Actinopteri; Syngnathiformes; Syngnathidae
Gene: tada3l
Product: transcriptional adaptor 3 (NGG1 homolog, yeast)-like
Exons: 9
Coding region: 239-1534 (431 amino acids)
Biological process (GO): regulation of transcription by RNA polymerase II
Cellular component (GO): SAGA complex
Molecular function (GO): transcription coactivator activity
Source: RefSeq, a predicted model, not a curated record